CAUUGUCUUGACAUUCAAACCGAUUCGCUAUCCUACGUUGCACGAAUCUUCGAAAAUAUGGCGGCGUCCGUGUUGAAGGUUGCACUUACAGGUCUCUCAAAGUGUGUUCGUCACACUUGUUCUCCAAUGCUGAGGACACUUUCAACCUCAACACCACUCUGCCAAGGUAUUCCAGGAUCUGUCUGGAAACUGGGAAGGCUGAAUCACAUUGCUAUAGCUGUACCAGACAUGGAGAAAGCCACUGCUCUUUACAGAGAUGUGCUGGGGGCUCAGGUCAGCGAUAAAGUUCCUCUUCCUGAGCAUGGAGUCUACACUGUCUUUGUGGAGUUGGGUAACACCAAGCUGGAACUGCUGCACCCACUCGGGGAGAAGAGCCCCAUUGCAGGCUUCCUACAGAAGAACAAAUCUGGUGGGAUGCACCAUAUCUGCAUUGAGGUUGAUGAUAUCAAUGCGGCGAUAGUGGAUCUGAAGGCUAGGAACAUAAGAACCCUGUCAGCUGAACCACGGAUAGGUGCUCAUGGGAAACCUGUCAUGUUCCUCCACCCAAAAGACUGUGAUGGAGUACUCGUGGAACUGGAGCAAGCCUGAAUACCCACAGGUCUCAUAAACUCUGUAGUUCACAAUUAGCCGGUUUGAAAAUUGAUUCAUUAUUGCACUUUUUCCACCAGUAAUAAUGAUAGCAAAUGUUGAUUUUUUAAAAUAUGUGUAAUACCAGGGUUUUGAGCUUGGAAAUAUAAUACAGUGGGGAGAACAAGUAUUUGAUACACUGCCGAUUUUGCAGGAGACGGAAUCUAAAACAAAAAUCCAGAA
Molecule: messenger RNA, 810 nt
Organism: Coregonus clupeaformis (lake whitefish)
Lineage: Eukaryota; Metazoa; Chordata; Actinopteri; Salmoniformes; Salmonidae
Product: methylmalonyl-CoA epimerase, mitochondrial-like
Exons: 3
Coding region: 58-588 (176 amino acids)
Biological process (GO): L-methylmalonyl-CoA metabolic process
Cellular component (GO): mitochondrion
Molecular function (GO): methylmalonyl-CoA epimerase activity
Source: RefSeq, a predicted model, not a curated record